Pomacea canaliculata is the source of this 1586-nucleotide messenger RNA. Its product is annotated as ZZ-type zinc finger-containing protein 3-like. Bases 117 to 1418 code for a protein of 433 amino acids. Gene Ontology annotation, molecular function: zinc ion binding. NCBI's taxonomy places the organism in Eukaryota, Metazoa, Mollusca, Gastropoda, Architaenioglossa, Ampullariidae. The record is from RefSeq and is a predicted model, not a curated record. The transcript has 10 exons.
GUAUGAGCAGUAAGAGAAUUAAAUAUGGCGUCUGACCGAUUUUUUCCCUCUGCCAACUACUACGAGGAUGAGAUUACGUGUUUCCGCGAAGCAUACAUGCUGAGGCUCUUUGAAGGAUGGAGGCUAAUGUUGACACAGUUGAUGACACCGUAGGAGACCCCUACAGCUUUGAAUCAGAUCAUGUUGCCUUGAAAAGUAAUUCUGAUUACCAUACUUUGCUUCGGACUAUUUGCAUCCUUGAAGCGCAGCGUUCUCAAGCAUUGAAAGAUCUGGAAGUACUUUAUGAAGAACAAGAAAAGGCACUGAAAGAUCCAAUUGGUUUUGUGGAAAAACUACAGAAAGGUGAAGUGAAACUGCCAUCUCGGCAGAAAAUAGUACCUCUUCCGGUUAUUAACUGGGAGAAGUAUACCAGUAAAGCAGAUUUGACUUCACUUAGCUCUCAUCGGCAUUCAACUCGAAACAAACGUAGUGCAACUGAAUCAGCUGAGGAAGAGAGGCUUCAACGUCUCAAGCUGAAGCUAACAGGCAAUGUAAGUGGGAGCAGUGUAGCUGAUAUAGGACAAAGCCUUGAUGGAAUACAUACUGUAGUGCGUGGGCGCAUUAAAGAUGAGACAAAGUCAACAACAUUCAAUCAGCUAUGGACUGCCGAAGAACAGAAAAGGCUUGAAGAACUUCUGAUACGUUAUCCCCCUGAGGAAAUUGAGGCCAGACGAUGGGAGAAAAUAGCACAAGCCUUAGGAAAUAGAACAAAGGAACAGGUAGCAAGCCGUGUGCAGAAGUACUUUAUCAAGCUUGCCAAUGCCGGUCUACCAGUUCCAGGAAGAGUCCCUAAACCACCUACAAAUGUGAGACGGGGAAGCCAUCGCCAUCAUCGUUUCAACCGCAUGUACUAUCCUUCUUCCACUUUCCUGCAAGCUCAUGAACCUCCAGUUUAUAUGAAUGACGAUGAAGACAGCUUUGACAGCUGGCAAGAAAACCAUUUUGAGUCGUGCACUCCUUCAGAUGAUCCGUCAAGUGCCCAGGAUGACACGGAUGAGGAUAGUGCACCUGACGACAUGAAGUUCUCUCCAGAGUUUACUGAACUUGCAUAUCUGAAGCAGCUACGAGCUCGGCAUCUCCAGAAAACUGACUCAUCACUAGAACAACAUAUAGGCUUUAAGUGUGAUAAAUGUGAGUGCCAGCCAAUUAUAGGAACAAGAUGGCAUUGUAUAGACUGUCCAAAAGAUACAUCAGUUGACUUCUGUGAUAACUGUGCCAACAGCCAUGGCUCGCUGGAAACAAAGAGUCACAACAUCAGCCACAGAAUUCGACCUGCCAGAAAACCAGUUCCAUGCAGAUCAAUGCAGGAUCAAGAUUACAUGCGCUUUCUGCCAGGAGACUACAACUACCUCGACCCCAACUAUAUGCCUGCUAGCUGAUGACAUUAUGGGUACAUUAUUGGAGUAUGAGGAUGGGGCCAUGUUCCUCAGGUAGUUACAAUUGUCAUGCAAUGGAAUAGUUUUCUGUAUUUACAUGCAAGAUAGUGCACGUCAGUGUGAACAUUAAAUGCAAAGUUUAAAAAAUUAAACCUAUUUCAUACCUUUCAA